Messenger RNA from Lentinula edodes (shiitake mushroom), 576 nucleotides. RefSeq lists its product as uncharacterized. The record is from RefSeq and is a predicted model, not a curated record. Lineage: Eukaryota; Fungi; Basidiomycota; Agaricomycetes; Agaricales; Omphalotaceae. Bases 1 to 576 code for a protein of 191 amino acids. The transcript is spliced from 5 exons.
AUGAGCUCCAAAGUUCGCAUUCUAUCGUCGAAUACACCACGCUUGCGAUUACUCGAGCAGGCAGUCGAGAGCAAGCAUGAAGAAGUCCUUCAACUGCGUAACGAAGCUGAUAGUCUGCGUCAAAGACAUUCUAGUAGGAAGUGCAACACCGAUGCGGCACAAUCUGACCUGGCUCACCUGAAAGCUGAACACUCGCAUCAUCUUUCCGGUGUGGACGACGCGUCAAUAUCUAUCAUCAAGCUACGGACGCAGCUUCUAGCGUCUCUUGGUUGUGGCUUGGCGGAUCAAGGAUGUAUAGAGGCUAUUACAGCGGAGAAGACGGAGGAAUUCUGGUCCUACUUGGAAAGAGUUAAAUCUUCGAGGCCGAGGACUGCUGCUGUCUCUCGCGCGUGCACAGAAGAUUCGAAGUCAACAUCCCAUCCACCUGAGCCAGAUGAUAUCACUGCAUCGGAAUUGACAGCACUACUCGUGAGACAGUGUAUGGACCUUUAUGAAAAGGCAGGAAAGCUUCCAAGCUCUACAGGCCUUCCCGGUCAAUGCAGGCGGCUAUGUGAUAUAGCGCGUACCUUACAGUAG